AUGGCUGGUCGUCUUGUCAUUAAAUUGUGUAUCAUAUCUUAUAUACUGCAUGGAUCAGCAGUGUGUGCUAAUGAUGCCUCAAAACAUUGGACUGAAUUCGUGACCUCUUUAGACCAGAAAGUCACCAGGUUGGAGAACCUACUGAUGGCAAAGGAUGCUAGAAUAAGCGAGCUUGAGGCAAGGCUUGACACGGAAUUGGAGAAGAAAAACACGCAAAUGUCACAUAUGAAACAAUACAUAGAUGCUAGAAUACGUGAACUUGAAAACAAUCAGGGCACUGCAAAUGAAAACUCAGAAUGGUUACAGCAGCGAGAGGAAAAAGAAAUAGGCGUUGCCCCGUCAGAAGUUGUUGCUUUCCACACAAAAAUGUCGGCUUCCAAGACCCUGUCUUCAGGAGAGAUAAUUGUAUAUGACGAAGAAACACUUGACCAAGGAAAUGGCUACAAUCCACGUGAAGGAAUCUACACGGUACCGGUAUCCGGGACAUAUGUUAUUACAUGGAAACUUUUGUCUAGAAUCCAUACUGUUAUCGUAACGUCUCUUGUAGUAAAUGGUGAAGUAAUGGGAAGUUCUGAUACCGACUCCGAGGACAUCACCGACAUACAUCAGUCUACUGCGAUUGUUGUACUUCCAUUGGUCGAGGGAGAUCACGUGCUCAUAAGAGUAAGUGGGAUGUAUCAUGGAGGCGUGGUCAGUGAUAGUCAACACGGAAAAGCUACGUUUUCAGGUUGGAAAAUUUGA
Molecule: messenger RNA, 741 nt
Organism: Ylistrum balloti
Lineage: Eukaryota; Metazoa; Mollusca; Bivalvia; Pectinida; Pectinidae
Exons: 2
Coding region: 1-741 (246 amino acids)
Molecular function (GO): protein binding
Source: RefSeq, a predicted model, not a curated record